ACUAUUACAGAAACCUGUUCUAAAUUCUAAGUUAGGUUAGUGUGGUAUACAAUGUAUGUAAUUCAACAAUUCUUUCAUUCAUAUGAAAGUUGUACAUUUUAAAAGUGUCAGAGUCGGAGCCCAACACAAAUCACCACCAUUACCAAACCGAUAAGAGAAUUUCAAAAUAAGGGCUUUUGUUUUAUAAAAAAUCCAGAAGGAGUAACCAGAAAGUUGAACAAAUUGAAUACAGUGAGUUGUGGUUCUAUAUAGUGAGUUACAAUCAUCAAAUGUUGUAGGCUACAGCUGUGAGGUUUAUUUUUGUAGGCAGAACAUUCUGUUACAUGACUCCCCAUACCUGUUGGCAUUUAGCCGUAGAUAGGCCUGCUGAAUGGAGCCACUGGACUGUUGAUUAUUAACAUGUAAUUGGCCACUAGCUGCACUAUGCUCAAUGGGGCGAAACCAACCACUUAACUCUCUCAGGCCCACUUUACUGCAGCGGUGACCUUUAAGUCAUGGUUGAGCUAUGUAGUCAGUCAUUUUUUGUGUCAAAACUAAAAUAAAACAUCAAUUCAUGGAAGCAUACAGCAUGACGGUUGUAAUGCAAGCAGAAGAGUUUGUGCAGAAAGGCAUUAGAAAUGGUGAUGUUUCUAUAGUUUUUACAUAAAGCACCACAGAUCUUUGUUUACCAGGAAUAGUUUUGUAAGUAAACCCCACAUUUUAGCUGUUGUCUAGUUGUGUAAAAUAAGAACGCAUACUUGCCAUAUUGAGCCAUAGCACUCUGCAAAUAGCAUUUCCCUUGAACAUUUAUCCACCACAAAAAACCCUCCUAAUUCAAUAAGUGAAGAGAAAUGGCUCUCAUUACUGCAUACAGAUGCUGUAACAAACAAUAAGCCUUAGUGUAGAAGCCAAACAUACAAUUAUAACUCAGGAGGGAGACAGUGAGUAUCCCAACAAGUCUAUAUAGGCAAACAACCACUGAGUAAAUGACUGAAUGUACCACUUAUAAUAAAAUAAAAGGGGGUUAAAUUGUAUACAGUGGGUUGAUGUCCAGUAAAAUUAGAUUUAAAAAAAGAAUUUGAUUAAUCUGGCACCAUCAUGUGCCUCGGUUCCCUUGGUUUUCUGUGGGUCACUUCAUGCUGCCUAAAGCUGAGCAUGCACUACAGUGACCACUGUCCGGAAGCGGUGUCACGUCGCAUUCUGGACAGAGAGUCUCUAGGGACCCCUCCUGGAGGAGCUGGCAUAUAAAACGAGUGGCUCGCCCCUCCCGGACACACUAUAUCCAGCCUGGCCCGACGCGCCUGUGCUGCGCUUCAUGGAUGCUUCAGCAGUUCAGCAUCCUCAGCCCUGCCCAGCUCAGCGGAACUGAAACACAGUGACACGGACAAAUCUGACCGCUCUCUCCUCUUUAGGUGACUAUACGCUGCAUAUACUAGAGUGUUUGCUGCCAUGGCGAACAGAGGGCCCAGCUAUGGACUGAGCCGGGAGGUGCAGGAGAAGAUUGAGCAGAAGUACGACCAAGACCUGGAGCAGCGGUUGGUGGACUGGAUAGUUGCACAGUGUGGGGGAAACGUGGAGAGGCCACAGGCGGGCAGAGAGAACUUCCAGAAAUGGCUGAUGGAUGGCACAAUCCUCUGUAGGCUCAUCAACAGCCUUUAUCCGAGGGGGAAGGAGCCUAUCAAGAAGAUUCCUGAGACGCAGAUGGCCUUCAAACAAAUGGAGAAGAUCUCUCAGUUCCUGCAAGCAGCUGAAGCUUAUGGAGUUACAACCACUGAUAUAUUUCAAACUGUGGACCUCUGGGAAGGAAAGGACAUGGCAGCAGUGCAAAGAACUCUUAUGGCUCUGGGGAGUGUGGCUGUCACUAAGGACGACGGUCAUUAUAAAGGAGACCGAGACUGGUUUCACAGGAAAGCCCAGGGGUAUCGGCGAGAGUUCAGUCAAGAGCAGCUCCGCCAAGGCCGGAGUUUGAUCGGCCUACAGAUGGGCAGCAACCAGGGGGCUUCCCAAGCUGGUAUGACGGGCUACGGUAUGCACCGUCAGAUCAUGUAGACCACCCACUGGCUAACCUGCUCCCCUGCUUCUAAACCUUAUUUUCUCCUAACACCACAAAAGUUGUAACCUUCAUGUCCUUUGUAGCACCUGCCAUGUUAACCUCAAAUUCCCUGGAACUGCUGCUUUCCCAAACAGAGUAUUCUGUCUAAAAAGAUAUGAUGUCAAAUGCUGUAGAUCUCCUCCUUCAAGCUCUCCUCCUGUUCCUCUCUUCCCUUCUGUCGUGUGCUGUUCCCUCUCUAGCUUUGUUAACUCUUGUUUCUUACUUUGUCCAAGUCAUUAAUGUGGAACUCAAAGUCAUUCAACAUCAAUUUAUAGAGAAUUUGAGAUUGAAAUCUCUAUACAAAGCAAGUCAUCAGUAUUAUUCACAUCUUAAAUCUGAAAUACUGUUACAGCAUGUUGUAUGCUAUUUCCUUGUGUUAAUGUAUACAUUUACCAUUGGUUAUUGUUUUAGGAUGAUCUGUUACUGUAAUUAUUUAGCCUUAAACUACUGAAACUAAACAUCUGAUGAUGUCUCUGCUGUCUUGUCAGAAGACUUGUUGCAGUAUUCUCUGUAACCAAAUCAACCUCACGUUGUGCCUGGUUAUUGGACUACAGAGACUGGGUCCUGAUAUAUUGCCCUAGAAUUAUAAAUGAGUUUCACUCAUUCUGAGCCAUGCCCUUGUUAUUUGUUUGUUAGAUUACAUCUUUGUCGAUGAUGUAUCCAUUUUGUGUUCCAAGCAAGUAAAUGUGCAGUAGCCAACAUGUAUGACAGUAAAGUUUCCAUUUCUGGUGCCAGGUAAAGAUAUUGUUUGAAUGUGCACUUUUAUGUAUUGUCAUGUUUAUAUUUUAUAAAUAUAUUUAUAUCUGGAGGCUUGUGAGAAGACUUAUUGAAAAAAUAAAGUAUGUGAACAUGUAUUUGUGUC
Molecule: messenger RNA, 2933 nt
Organism: Morone saxatilis (striped sea-bass)
Lineage: Eukaryota; Metazoa; Chordata; Actinopteri; Moronidae
Gene: tagln3b
Product: transgelin 3b
Exons: 5
Coding region: 1429-2028 (199 amino acids)
Molecular function (GO): protein binding
Source: RefSeq, a predicted model, not a curated record